Molecule: messenger RNA, 1203 nt
Organism: Daldinia decipiens
Lineage: Eukaryota; Fungi; Ascomycota; Sordariomycetes; Xylariales; Hypoxylaceae
Exons: 1
Coding region: 284-826 (180 amino acids)
Source: RefSeq, a predicted model, not a curated record
UUAAACGCGUUUAUUUAUGCUUCGUACUGUGAAACAACUACGUCAGAUUUUUACAGCUUAACCCGCCUUUUCUCCUCGAAAUAUGCAAGUUACCCCCCACAGUUCCAUCGUUCCACAUUCACACCGAAACAACUUUAACAGCUUAAAGCAGCUAUUGAAACUUACCUUAGGUAAACUAAUAAGACUAAUAAGAAUUAGGCUCUCCUAAAAUAACCAGCUUCCUCUUUGUCUCAACACCGUCUUCUCUUUUUAAUACAUAGCGCUACCUACCAUCUUAUUAAAAAUGCCCGGAAACGAAAUCAAGCAUCCAACCCCAGCUGAAGCCUUCAAGCUUGCCGCCAACCAUGCCGCUCUGCUGCGGGGUCUGUUUCUCGAUCCUCGGUACAAGUACCUUCAAGACCCCACGCCGACUUUCAUAAAACCCAACCUCGAUGAAACCCCCGCCGGUCUUUACUUCGUUUCCGACUUCGUCCAGAGGACUUAUGUCGAAUACGUCGUCCCCUUCCUACCAGCCGGAGCCACUCGAAAGUGCAAGGCCAUCGCUAACCCAUGGGCGUGGAAUGACCCCACCUAUCCAUGGGAGUGGGAGUGGGACGAGCAGACGUCGACGCUAAAGGAUAAGGAUGGCAACGCUAUUGAUUUCCCCAAGUUGCCGGAAGCUGAAGCUGUCAAUAAGAUGGGCGACGUGUUAACUAGAGGGUUAAUGGCCCGGAAGAUAAUCCUCGAGAAUCGCACCGACAUCAAGGCUCGGCUAAUGGUUGGAGGUCAGCCCUUUGACUUUGGUAAGGAGGUGGAAGAUAUCGUGAAGGAGACGUAUCCUUUUUGAUAAGGACGUCAUAAUAGACAGUGUGUUGACAGUAUUGGAUGUAUUGGAUUAUGCCCACUAGGAUCGGGGAUCAAUUUGCCUACACUACAGUCUGGAUGUUGGUACAGUGACUUUGGGCUAUAUGUCUUGUUAUCAUCUGGAGUAUUUUGGCCACGGCUGGCACAAAUUCCAUGAUCAAGUCACUCUAAUUUAUCGGAUUUAGCUAGAAGAGAGUGCUCUCGCGAAUUCAAUAGCAUUAAAAGGAUAGCAGGGCUUCAUGCCUAAAGGAUUAUUACACAUGUCAAGAUUCUCACACAAUAGUGAAAUACGCUGACGGUAGAACUAAGCACUUCUCAACUAUAAUCGGAGAUCAGAUUAUCAGACAUUCUCUCAAAGCC